UUUGCAUAUUAUUAGACACAGUAAACAUUUUGAAGUCUAAAAUAAUUACCAUUAUAAAUUGGUGGUUUUCGUUUUGUGUUUGAUGCCUUAAUAUUUUACACUAAUAAUAUCUAAAAGUAUUGCCUGCACCCAUGUGUUUUCCUUUCAAAAAUCCAGGACUUGAUAGUGCUGUGCUGGCGAGAUAUACCUAAAGAUAAAUAUUUCAAGAUUAUUUAGACUGUUUAAUUAAAUCCAAAACAAGAUUUUGUCAAGGCAACAAGGCAGCUCAUUAUGUAAAUUUCAAUGUAUUAAUUUAUAAGUUAAUAAGAUUAUUUUUACCUUUUGUGUACAUUAGCUUUUUUUAAUUUUGGUUCGAUGAAGAAAUUACUAUGUUUUGUAAUUAUUUAUGCGUCCAAAAUAUAUAAGAAACUUUUUCUUGGCUCAACCUUUCCCAGAAACAACAGUAUUAUUGCUGUAUUGGUAAUCAAAUGUUAUGAGGGUCUUCUAAACGUAGGAAGGACAAGAAUCGCCAGAGAAUUAAACCAUUCAGACUGUAUGAUCAUUUACUGAUAAAAUAAACUUAAUUUUUAGUAUAUUUUUUAUUCUAUAGUAAAUGAACAAUCAUUGACAAUCACUCUAGAAAAUUUUAUAGAAGUAAAUUAAAGUGAUUCGUACUUCAAGUGGACUAAACUUACUGAAAAUCUUGUAUGUAUCAAUAACAUUUUGUUUUCUUGCAUAAUAAGUAAAAAAAAUCAAGGGUAAAAAAAUUAUAUUCAUGGGUAUUACAUGUACAAAAUUGAUAGCAAAAGUAUUAAUUUCGUAAACUACAUUUUAUGUUGGAGCAUUUCAGCAAUUCCCUACAGCAAAAUGCUCUAUUUAAAGUUAUUGUAAUUAUACUUACUGCUCAAAGAAAUUAUCGCGGUUUUUCCAAAAAGCUACAUCUUUCUCCAUAGCAUUAGCACUACUUAUUAUACUACUACAUGCUUAGUACUCCUGCUGCGAUCGUCUUCCGUGUUUUCACACUUUUCACACAGAUGGCAGUAUACGCCGCGAGUAUUGAUUUUCCGGCUGUUGUAGGUAGUAAGUGGCGCUUGCCGGGAAAUCAAUAUUUAUUCUGGACAUAGGUUCUGGAAAAGCAUUUCGCUCAUACAGUUGUUCGUGAAAAUUUGCCGUGUUCCGCGUUUUAUCGUAAAGAAAGUUACGUUCCACCUUCGAUUAGGAACUUACGCUAACCGGUGCAACGAUUAAAAUACGUGAUUGGAUAAACACAACUUACUAAUUUGACCUUCAGAGUUGCGCAUCGUGUGAAAUGAUUAUAAAGGGGUGAUCAAAAUUCACGUGACACUGUUGAUUGUUUCGCUUGAUAGUUUAUUUGCUGCUUUAUUAUGCGUUCGCUUGCCGCGGUUCAUGGGGUGGAUCCCUUGCCCGAAUUAGGCAUUCCAUCGGCCAUUCAACAUCAGGGUAACGGCAACCCGGACGGUGACAUGGCCGGCGCACAGGACACUAUCUACCUGUGUAAUUUCCGCGUUUCCGUCGACGGCGAGUGGCUUUGUCUGAAAGAACUUCACGACAUGGAAAUGCAGGAUUCGUUCCAUCGCCCAUCUGCUCAGGGCACCAUUACGUCGCCCGACGACCCGAUGAAUACUAUGAUGGCACGGGAUCCCGUGGUGAUCGAACGCAGCAAUCUAGUAAACAUCUCUAAACUGAUUGUGAAGGAGCUGAUCGAACAAUCUCUCCGAUAUGGUAGAAUGCUCGAUAGCGAUCACUUGCCCUUACAUCACUUCUUCAUUGUUCUCGAGCAUGUUAUGCGUCAUGGACUCAAGCCGAAGAAGGGAUUGCUUGGACCUAAAAAAGAGUUAUGGGACAUCUUGCAAAUGGUUGAGAAAUAUUCGCCUGAAGCCGCUGACAUUACGGCUAGUAUCAGAGAUCUUCCUACUGUCAAAACUGCCAUGGGUCGCGCCCGAGCUUGGCUGAGAUUGGCCUUGAUGCAGAAAAGACUCGCUGACUAUCUUCGUAUUCUUUUGGAACAUCGUGAAGAUACGUUAGAAGAAUAUUUUGAACCCCAUGCUCUAAUGCUCAACGAGGAAGCCGUCAUCAUUACUGGCCUUUUAGUGGGCCUGAAUGUCGUGGAUUGUAAUUUGUGUGUCAAGGAGGAAGAUUUGGACAGUCAACAAGGCGUAAUCGAUUUCUCGCUGUACUUACGCGGCAGUAACUCUUCUAAUGACUUAGCCGGUAAUGGAAACAGUGACUCGGAACCGAAACAACGUCAUAUUACCACGAUGCUAGACCAGAAGAAUUACAUCGAGGAGCUCAACAGACACCUCAAUGCUACAGUGGCAAACCUUCAAGCUAAGGUUGAGACCUUGACAGCUACCAAUGCCCUUAUGAAGGAGGAUUUGGCUAUCUCCAAAAACACUAUGAUUCAGUUAGUUGAAGAAAACAAUCAACUGAAACAUGCGCUGGGGCAAGAUAUAACCAAAGACACGAGGAUGAAAGUGGUGGAAUUGCAAUCUGAUGAAGAGGAGAAACGCAGCGUGAAAAGUAUUGCUUCGGAUAAAUCCAAAAAUGAUAGCGAGGCCAGCAAGAAUUUGGAAGAAGAAAGAAAGAAAUAUUUGGAACUUCAAAGAGAAUUGGACUUGCAGAUUUCACUUAAAGCAGAAAUGGAGGUGGCUAUGAAAUUGUUAGAAAAAGAUAUACACGAUAAACAAGACACAAUAAUUUCGCUGAGAAGGCAGCUCGACGAUAUAAAACUAAUUAACCUAGAGAUGUACAAAAAAUUACAGGAAUGUGAAAGUUCCUUGAAACAUAAAACAGAGCUAAUAGCCAAAUUGGAAGCAAAGACUGAAUCAAUGGGCAGCACCAUACAUCAACUCGAUGAGAAGUUGCAAGAAGAUAAGUUAGCUAGGAAGAAUUUAGAAGAGAGUGCGCGCUCGCUGGGACAGAAAGCGGCUGCUGCGGAAACCAGGGCUGUGGCUGCAGAAGGAGAUCUUAGGAUAGAACGGGAAUGGAGAGUAUCCUUACAAGAAUCGAUGAUGCGGGAUCGCGAUAAGAUAUCAAUGUUAACACAAGAAGUGGAAUCCCUCAAAUCAAUAGGACAGAAAUACCUCUCACUACAAGAAGAGCAGCACGUCUUAAAAACACAAUACAUAGAAGCACAGAAAACUCUAGAAGAAGUAGGGGCUACAUUAAGCGAGAACAAAUUGCAAUUAGCUGAACUCUUGGAGAAGGAGGCACAAUCGCAGACCGUUGAAGAAACUCCUACGUGGACGCAUGAUAAGGACGCCACGGCUUGUACGGCAUGUACUAAAGAAUUCUCAAUCGCGAGGCGGAAACACCAUUGCCGGCGGUGUGGACAUAUAUUCUGCGCGGCGUGCAGCGACAAGACAGUUGCGUUAACUGGCAACACCAAGCCUGUUCGAGUUUGCGACGCCUGCUACGCUGAAGUGAGACUAACGUAGCUAACACAAUUAUAGGAUAGCUUCCAAUUAUUUGAAUUGACCAAAAUAACGCACUGAAAUAUUAAAAUCUGUGCGAAUGAAGUUACUGCCGGUGAAAUUUGGUAGAAAAUACCGGGAAGGUAGACUCGGUAGAAAAUGAAAUUUGAUAUUACGUUAUUGUGCGGACUCGGUUCAGUAGAGCGCACGUAAAUUGUGUAUUCACAUGCAAAUGCAAAAAUGAUCAUGAGUGGGUUAUUAAAGCUCACCUUUUUUCAAAAGGUAUAUGAUGUUACAUGAAUCCGGUCAAUUUAAAAGUGCUCCAAGAUGAUGUGACAUGUUUGACCGCUAAGAAUGAGUGUUUGUGUGUCACAGUAGCUCUUUAAGACUGAUGAUAAUUUUCAGUAAACAUGUUUUGUUUACCAUUUUAACUAAAUGUACGUUUUAAAGGAUCAAAUCAUGUAGUAAAACAAACAAAUACGCGCUCAAGUGUCAUCCAUUCUAAUGGUCCGGAGAUUAAAAUCAAAAAUCAUAAGCUCAGAUAUUUAAUUCCCAUAAAGCUUGAAUAAAACACAAUCAAUUCAGUUAAUCAGCUUUCUACGUGUGUUACCUAGGCUAGAAAAUAGUUACAUUUUUUAACUGUAAAAUGACACAUUCUUCAUUUUCAGUUAAUUGCCGUAAAGUUUUAUCAUUUGACCAACAGCCGUUCUUGAUCAUAGAUUAAUAAUCAAAAAUGUUCAAUGUCUAUGGUUCGUAGAACAUACAUAUAGAACAAAUUAUAAAUCAAUAGAAAUAAUGACUACAGCAUACAUAAUAUAAAUAUAGGUAAUUGUAUUAGCCUAAAUAAUUAUCGGUCUUUAUCUUAAAAUUAAGAUCAUAUUAUUUAUAGUACAAAACAACAUUAUUUUUUCUUAUUUUGUAAUAAAUACUAAAUCAAUUAUACUGAUGAAAUAUUCCAUUCGCAAAGUUUAUUUUAUAUAUUUUAUUAAAUUGUACGAAGCAAAUUAAAUAAUUAUUCGCGGCCAUUGUUGUCAAAAAUGCAAUUAGUUUGGUAAAAAAAACGAAUUUAAUAAUAUUAACCAUAGCCAAUUGUAAUUAAAGUACAAGACCUUUGGUGUGUGGCUUCGUUUUAUAAAAUGACAUCUCGUGUUUUUUUUUUUUGUUAACUAGAACUGUUAAUUAAAAGACGUCCCGGAAUUGUUUAAAGGUCUAUUCUGUACUAAUUUAAAUAAUGCUCAUCAUGGGAAAAUAUAUUUUUAAUGCAAGGAGGUUUUUAACGUAUCAUAGAGAUAAACUUCAUGCCUAAUGGCUAGCAAAUUAAAUGUGUUGCAAACUAAAUAUAUAUUACGUAUCCAUUUUAUUCCCUACUUAAAUAAGCGGGCCGGGGUCUUACUAUUAUAAUGUAUAGUAAAAUCAAAUUAAAAUGAAAGGUUCAUAGAUUAUUUGCUAUUAUGUAUUGUUGUCUAUGGAUCAUUGUUGUUAGUGAGGUGCUUCAGUUAUGAUGAAUAUGUAUAUUAUGAUUGUUAUCGAAAAACACGUAAUGAAUUAUUAUUAUUGUAAAUAUAUUAUUGUUUGUAUAAUAACUAUGAAUACGUAAUCUGGACAUAAAAAUAACCGAAUUUAACAUA
Molecule: messenger RNA, 5041 nt
Organism: Helicoverpa zea (corn earworm)
Lineage: Eukaryota; Metazoa; Arthropoda; Insecta; Lepidoptera; Noctuidae
Product: RUN and FYVE domain-containing protein 2
Exons: 16
Coding region: 1365-3437 (690 amino acids)
Cellular component (GO): cytoplasm
Molecular function (GO): metal ion binding
Source: RefSeq, a predicted model, not a curated record